Messenger RNA from Capsicum annuum, 2053 nucleotides. RefSeq names its product putative UDP-glucuronate:xylan alpha-glucuronosyltransferase 4. The coding region runs from base 124 to 1809 and encodes 561 amino acids. Gene Ontology annotation, biological process: xylan biosynthetic process. The record is from RefSeq and is a predicted model, not a curated record. Lineage: Eukaryota; Viridiplantae; Streptophyta; Magnoliopsida; Solanales; Solanaceae. The transcript has 2 exons. Gene Ontology annotation, molecular function: glycosyltransferase activity.
GUAUACUCUUCCAAUAUCUUGAAUUUUUCUCUUCCAAUCUCGUCUUUACAAAAGUCAGAUAUUUAUGGAGUAUAUAAUUUAGUAGAGAUCACAAACCACAAGGAUGCAAGAGAAAAAAAAACAAUGGCAUCAAAGCCAACUCUGACAAAGCCAAAAUCCUUCACACUUCCUCUGAUAUUUCUCACCAUAUUCCUCCUCUACCUAACUCUAACUUGCGAAUUAAGACCAAAAAAUCGUGAAUUAACAAUCACCCACCUAGGAAAUUCAGCUUAUUUUAGACAAAAUGUUAUUAUGCCCAUGAAAUAUGUCAGUAGUACAAGACCUCAAUGGUUACAACUCUUGCAAGACAAAAUCAAGAGAAAAAGACUAAAUAUUGGCCUCGUCAAUUUUGAUGAUGUCUCGUUUUUCGACUACGUUGGAUUGCAUGGAACAGAAAAUAUGGAGACGUUCGACGUGAAAUUUCCUAAGGUUUCAGAUAAACUCAAAUGGAAAGACUUAUUUCCAGAAUGGAUUGAUGAAAACGAGGCAUCAGCCAAGCCUAAGUGCCCAGAAAUCCCAAUGCCAGUGUUCGAGGAGUACGAGGAAUUGGAUGCAGUGGUUGCAAAGGUUCCAUGUAAGCAUGUAGGGGUUGAUGGCUCUAGGGAUGUUUUUAGGUUACAAGUGAACCUAGUGGUGGCUAACUUGUUGGUAAGGAGUGGUGGUUGGAAUAAGAACCGGCGGGUUUACGCGGUGCUUAUCGGCGAUUGUGGGCCCAUGUGGGAGAUUUUCCGAUGUGAAGACAUGCUGUUGCAUGAAGAAAAUUUAUGGGUUUAUAAGCCUGAAUUAGAAAAGUUGAAGCAGAAAAUUCUUAUGCCUGUUGGUAGUUGCCAGCUUGCUCUUCCAUUUUCAGAACAAGGACAAGAAAUUCAAAAGAAUUAUUCGAUAUUUGUACCGGACAAAACGCUGUUCUACAAGCCAAGAGAGGCUUAUGUAACAGUUCUACAUUCCUCAGAAGCCUAUGUUUGUGGAGCAAUUGCAUUGGCACAAAGUAUUAUCCAAACCAACUCAACAAGAGACCUUGUCCUACUAGCAGAUGACUCAAUUUCUCCAAAAUCCCUUCAUGGUCUCAGAGCAGCAGGCUGGAAAAUCAAGAAAAUUAAAAGAAUAAGAAGCCCACAUGCUAAAAAGAAUGCGUAUAACGAAUGGAAUUACAGCAAGCUCAGAAUAUGGCAACUCAAAGACUACGAUAAAGUCGUAUUCAUCGAUUCAGAUUUCGUGGUUUUCAGGAACAUCGAUAAAUUCUUCUCGUAUCCAGAAUUAUCAGCUACUGGAAAUGAUGGAUACAUUUUCAAUUCGGGUGUUAUGAUCGUAGAACCAUCAAAAUGCAAGUUCCAAAAUUUAAUGAACAAAAGGUUUGAAGUAGGCUCAUAUAAUGGGGGCGAUCAAGGCUUUUUAAAUGAAAUGUUCGUGUGGUGGCAUAGGUGGCCUAGUAAAUUAAAUACUCUCAAGAUUUUUAGGAAUUCCCGGCAUCGCAACCUUCCUGAUGAUUCGUACACUGUACAUUAUUUGGGAUUGAAGCCAUGGACGUGUUACAAAGAUUAUGAUUGUAAUUGGGAUAAAGUUGAAUCUCAAGAAUUUGCGAGUGAUUCAGCUCAUGAGAGGUGGUGGAAAGUAUACAAAAAAAUGCCUAUGGCACUUAGGGAAUAUUGUGCAUUGACACCAGAAAUGGAUGCAAGGAUAAUAAAAUGGAGGAAAAAAGCCAAGAAAGCUAAUUUGUUAGAUGGACAUUGGAGGAUCCCAGUGAAAGAUUCAAGAAGACUUACCUAUUGAUGAUUAUUUAAUUAAUAUGACAGAGUUAAUUCAUAAUUAUUUCAUAUGCAUGCUUGCAAAAUUUUCAACUAAUUGAUAAUAGGAGUGCUCAUCCAUAAAAAGUGUUGUUAGACGAUAUAUUCGAUUUAGCGGCGGUUAGAAAGAAUAAUUUAUCAUUUAGUUAAUAAAUCAUUCUAUUAAAUACCUAUAUAUAGAAUAUGAGAUUAGAGAACAUUUUUUCCUUGAAUUAUUGUACUUGUAUGCA